Molecule: messenger RNA, 642 nt
Organism: Acanthocheilonema viteae
Lineage: Eukaryota; Metazoa; Nematoda; Chromadorea; Rhabditida; Onchocercidae
Source: the annotation of a GenBank genome assembly
GAGAAAAUUGAUGGUAUACAUUAUGCUAAUAUCGGUGUAGCUGUAACAAGAGUGUAUGCGGUACCAAUUAAUGAUACUUUAUGGAAUAAUUCAGAUAAUGGUCAUUCAUUGUCCACUUCUAUUCCUUCUUCUUCCUCUCUUAAUAGUGGAAAUUUGUAUGGUAAUUUAAAGCAAAAUAAUCGAUGUUAUAAUCGAUCCCUAACAACAACAACAACAACAACAACAACAACAACAACAACACAACGAUGCAAAUAUCCUGAUAAUUUACGAAAGAAUCAUUCAUAUACACAACAACAACAACAACAACAACAACAACAAUUUUCUCAACAUCAACAUUCCAUGUCAUCACGAGAAUGGAAUGGUAUGAUCGGUCGAGCGCAUCGAGUAAUUGUUGGUAUUAGUGGAUCACAUUCGAAGAAGACGACAAUAUCAAAAAGCUUUCAACAACGAUCUUUCGAUAAUAAUUAUGAUAAUAAUGAUGAUAAUGAUGAUGUUCCAAUUGUAUAUCAGCAGCAACAACAACAACAACAGCAGUCUCAAAAACAAGAACGACAACAAGAACAUCAUUUUUUUCAUCAAAAUUAUCAUUUUCAAAUUGAUUUAGAGAAUGAUCAACAACCACUUCGUAUCGUACAUAGGUGA